Messenger RNA from Gastrolobium bilobum, 1218 nucleotides. Its product is annotated as pectinesterase 31-like. The transcript is spliced from 6 exons. NCBI's taxonomy places the organism in Eukaryota, Viridiplantae, Streptophyta, Magnoliopsida, Fabales, Fabaceae. Gene Ontology annotation, molecular function: pectinesterase activity. Gene Ontology annotation, biological process: cell wall modification. The record is from RefSeq and is a predicted model, not a curated record. The coding region runs from base 117 to 1067 and encodes 316 amino acids.
AAUCCAUGUGUUGUUACCUCGGCAACACGAACCGAUACAUAAUUGUCUGUGAAUGUGACUACCCUGUUUUUUUGGUGCGUUUUCUUUGCUAUUGACACCAAAACCACCUCUAUAGAAUGGCAUCUUGCAUAUUCACGGUGUCACCGGACGGAACCGGUGAUUUCCAAACGGUGCAGGAAGCGAUCGACGUUGUGCCGCUCGGCAACACUCGCCGGACGGUGAUUCGGGUGUCGCCUGGAAUCUACCGGCAGCCGGUGUACGUGCCCAAGACCAAGAACUUCAUCACCCUUGCUGGUUUGAGCCGUGAGGACACUGUGCUUACAUGGAACAACACUGCCACCAAAAUCGAUCACCACCAACCCGCUAGGUUGAUAGGGACUGGGACUUUUGGUUGUGGAAGUACCAUUGUGGAAGGGGAGGACUUUAUUGCUGAGAAUAUUACUUUUGAAAAUUCUUCCCCUGAGGGUUCAGGGCAAGCAGUGGCAAUUAGAGUAACAGCAGAUCGGUGUGCCUUCUACAAUUGUAGGUUCCUCGGAUGGCAGGACACACUGUACUUACAUUACGGAAAACAAUAUUUGAAAGAUUGCUAUAUUGAAGGAAGUGUAGACUUUAUCUUUGGCAAUAGCACUGCUCUUUUGGAACACUGUCAUAUCCACUGCAAGUCUCCAGGGUUCGUAACUGCACAGGGAAGAAAAUCUUCACAGGAAACAACUGGUUAUGUAUUCUUGAGAUGUGUUAUCACAGGUAAUGGAGGAAAUUCAUAUGCAUAUCUUGGACGACCAUGGGGACCUUUUGGAAGGGUGAUCUUUGCGUACACUUAUAUGGAUCCAUGUAUAAGGCAUGUUGGCUGGGAUAACUGGGGGAAAAUUGAGAAUGAAAGAAGCGCUUGCUUUUAUGAAUACAGGUGUUUUGGACCUGGUUGCUGUCCAUCCAAACGAGUAACAUGGUCUAGAGAAUUGGUGGAUGAAGAAGCAGAUCAGUUCCUCAUGCAUCCUUUCAUUGACCCAGAACCAGAUAAACCUUGGCUUGCUCAAAGAAUGGCCUUGAGAAUUCCAUAUUCUGCUUAGAAAUUACUGAGACACUUUGUGAGAAUGUUCCAUGCAGUUAAUCACACAGCCUCCAUGCUUAAUGUCUUUUCUGUCCGCUUAUGAAAGGGUGUUAUAUUUGUGUCUCUGUUAAAUGCUUGUGAUGAACCGCAAAUAAUAAAUUUUACUUUUU